This is a messenger RNA of Dothidotthia symphoricarpi CBS 119687, 1205 nucleotides long. Its product is annotated as NAD(P)-binding protein. The transcript has 4 exons. The record is from RefSeq and is a predicted model, not a curated record. Gene Ontology annotation, molecular function: oxidoreductase activity, acting on the CH-OH group of donors, NAD or NADP as acceptor. NCBI's taxonomy places the organism in Eukaryota, Fungi, Ascomycota, Dothideomycetes, Pleosporales, Dothidotthiaceae. The coding region runs from base 1 to 1080 and encodes 359 amino acids.
AUGGCAAGCGUGAAUCGAGGACUCAUCGCCAUCACAGGCGCAAAUGGCACAAUCGGAUACGCAUGCGUUCUAUAUGCGCUCCAAACUGGAUAUCGCGUGCGCUGCAUCGUCCGUCGCGAAGAAGCUAUCCAAGCCAUCAAGUCUGGGCCUUCGAUGCAAGAGUAUCUAUCUCACUUGGAAUAUGCUGUUGUGCCGGACAAUACCGUAGAGGGGGCGUAUGAUUGCGCUCUGGCAGGUGUCUGGUACGUUGUGCAUGUUGCGGGAGCGUGGCCUCUGCCGAACUUACAUCCAGACGAUGACAUAUACCACCCCUUCAUGGAGUCCAUGAAACUCAUUCUGCAGGCUGCUGAGAAAUCAGGGACGGUGAGACGUAUGGUGUUCACACAAGCCGGCGCCGGGCUAGUCAAUUCGGAAGACGGGGAUACGCUGGGGGUUCGAAUGGAUGAGUUACUGGACGAACACGUCCAGGUCAAUCGGGAAUCACUUGCCUUCCAGCCUCCCCUUAAGUCUGCCCAUAAUGCCUACUGCUCGGCAAAAGCUCAAUGCAUGGCUUAUCUCAAUAACUUGCGCCUCGACCAGAGCACUCCAUUCUCCAUCGUCCAAAUCAUUCCCGGUACUGUGAUCGGACCCUCCGAGUUCGCUACUACAGCGUCUCAGGCUUUUGCACAUCUUGACCGGCAGAGCAAAGCGCUGCUGUUCGACGAGGCCAAGCCACGGUAUGCAUUUGGAUUUGUACAUGUACGGGAUUGCGCGAGGGUGCAUGUCGAAGCUUUGGAUGAGGAGAGAGUCAAAGCUGAGGAUGUCCCACCGUGGUUUGUCGCCGGCGCAACUACACCAGCGGGCUACGACGGGGUGAGGUUGUGGGAGCAAGUAGCGGAUGGUUUGGAGGAAGAGCUCGAGAAGGAAAUGGCAGAGGGUAUGUUCAAGAUCGGGAGGAAUAAGGUGCCGGUCAAUAUGCCGUUUCGAGUGAACUCGAAACUCACGGAAGAAACGCUGUUCGAUGGUGGGGAAUUCAAGGGAUUGGCGGACUGUGUCAAAGAGGUUGGACAUUGGUAUGCAGGCCUGAAGGAGACAACGUGAACUCGCUGUGAGGGAAGUUAUGGGUCACGCUUGAGAAUAUCAGAGAAGAUAUAUAAAGGCGCGUGGACCAUCUACAGGAAGAGACACAUAACGGGAAAGACUACGAAGCCUAUAGCGCGAAACAU